CUUAUACAAAACAGUGACUAAUUUCAGAUCUAUAAUUUUUUAUCAUAUUCAAUCACUUUUUAACAUAAUUUAAAGAAUAAAAUGAGUUUUCUUUGAUUAUUGUUUCCGUCGUUUGAGCUCAGUGAUAAUGAUACAAUUGGUUAAAUUAUAAAUAAUUCACAAUUCAAUAUUAUUUCUUGUCAGAUUUCUUUCUUUAAGAGUGUUAUCACAAACGACAAUGAGUUAUAUUUUUGGUGUUUUUAUGGAAAGCAUAUCGCAAAUAGUAUAAUUUUAAAAUAUGAACUGAUUUAUUAUAUUCAACAUGACUGAUACUGCACCAACAAUUACGACACCCAUUUCCUUAUCAACAUAUCAUCAACUCAGCAUAACAGUUGAAUCAGCAAACAUAAAAAAUUCUGGUAUAUUCAAGCCAAAUCCAUAUUUACAAGUAAUAAUAGAUGACAAGAUUUCAAGAAAAACUGAAGUCAUAAAAAAUACAUCUCAUCCUAAAUGGAAAGAAGAUUUUACGUUACUGGUGACACCCUUGUCACAAAUUUUGUUUCGACUGGCUGACCACCACAGUUUUAGAAAAGAUAAUAUAAUUGGUGAAAAAAGAAUAAGCUUGACUAAAAUACUACUUAGCUUCAAUGGAAAGUGUGAAAAUGUUGAGCUUACAAUUGAUUUAAUGAAAAAUGUUACUCAAGAGAGUACAUCAAAUGCAACUACUGAAACAAAGGCAGCGGAUUUAGUUAUCCUCCUUGAUGGAUUGAGAAUAGAUCCAGCUGUAUUGAAUCAGUCACAAGAGGUUACUAGUGAGGCGUCCAGUUAUCGUAAUCUAAUUAAUGAUGGGGUACGCGCUAAGAUACGAUCUCGGAACAAUCCAGAAGCUUCAAGAUCUAUACGCAUGCAAACGUUAAGACCGCCGCCAGGUCCACCACCUUUAAGCAAUGGGGCAGUGCAUGGUGGUGGAGCACAGAUCUCAGAAUUUAUAGCGGCAUCAACGACAAUGGAGAGCGGCCCCGGACCCUCACACCAAGAGCAGCCGCAAGCAACGCCCGAGUUGGUGCCGCAUCCUCCACCUGCAGCCUCCACUAGUGUAGUAGAGGAACCUUUACCACACGGAUGGGAGAUGAGAUAUGACGUUUAUGGACGAAGGUAUUAUGUAGACCACAACACGAGGUCAACGUCGUGGGAACGACCGCAGCCACUGCCACCCGGCUGGGAGGUGCGGCGCGACGGGCGCGGCCGCGUGUACUACGUGGACCACAACACGCGCACGACCACGUGGCAGCGGCCCGACACAGAGCGACUCGCUCGCUUCCAACACUGGCGCGGCGAGCGGCGCCACGUGGUCGCACAGGGCAACCAACGGUUCCUCUACCCGCCGCCCCACCAGCGGUACCAGCCGGAAACAGAACAUGACAUUCCAGGUAGCAGCAGUAACGCAGUGGUAGCGGCGGGUGCUGCGGGCAGCGGCGCCGUUGUGAGCGUCUCAGCGACGACAGGUGGCGCGACAAUCGCCAGUGGAGCGGGAGCGGGAGCGGCAGCGGGCGCGGCCGCGGGAGCGGGAACAAGCACGGGCGCGGGAGCGGGCGCGGGCGCGGGUGCGACGGCAGCGGGCGCAGGGGUCACGUUCGCAGAGGAUGCGCUGGGCCCACUGCCGGCAGGCUGGGAGCGGCGCGUCCACGACGGCCGCGUCUACUUCCUCAAUCACAAGAAUCGCACCACACAGUGGGAGGAUCCGCGGACGCAGGGCCAGGAGGUGGGCGCGCCGGAGGAGACGCUGCCGCUGCCGGCGGGCUGGGAGGUGCGCUUCACGGAGGAGGGCACGCGCUACUUCGUGGACCACAACACGCGCACCACCACGUUCCAGGACCCGCGGCCCGGCGCGCCCAAGGGCCCGCAAGGCGCCUACGGCGUACCGCGAGCCUACGAGCGCUCCUUCCGGUGGAAGCUUAGCCAGUUUCGGUACCUCUGCCAGAGCAACGCGCUGCCUAAUCAUAUUAAGAUCACCCUGUCCCGCCAGACGCUGUUCGAUGACUCCUAUCAGCAGAUAAUGAAGUUACCGCCAUACGAAUUGCGUAAACGACUGUACAUAAUAUUCCGCGGAGAGGAUGGAUUGGAUUACGGUGGCGUCAGUAGAGAAUGGUUUUUCCUAUUAUCCCAUGAAGUAUUAAAUCCAAUGUACUGUCUCUUCGAGUAUGCUAACAAGAACAACUACAGUCUACAAAUUAAUCCAGCUAGCUAUGUAAAUCCUGAUCACCUAUUAUAUUUUAAGUUCAUAGGAAGAUUCAUAGCGAUGGCACUUUAUCAUGGCAGAUUCAUUUACUCGGGAUUCACAAUGCCUUUUUACAAGAGAAUGUUGAACAAAAAACUUACUAUGAAGGAUAUUGAAUCAAUCGACCCCGAAUUUUAUAAUUCGCUUGUUUGGAUAAAAGAAAAUAACAUAGAUGAAUGUGGACUUGAAAUGUGGUUUAGUGUUGAUUUUGAAGUCUUGGGCCAAGUUAUACACCAUGAGUUAAAAGCUGGCGGUGACAAGGAACGCGUUACGGAAGCCAAUAAAGAACAAUAUUUACAAUUAGUAACACAAUGGCGCAUGACCAGAGGAAUAGAGGAACAGACUGCUGCAUUUUUAGAAGGUUUUAAUGAGGUAAUAACCCUGGAGUGGCUUAAGUACUUCGAUGAGCGCGAAUUAGAGUUGAUGUUGUGUGGAAUGCAAGAGGUGGAUGUGGAUGACUGGCAGCGGAACACUAUCUAUCGACACUACACGCGGACCAGCAAGCAAGUUGUCUGGUUUUGGCAGUUUGUUCGUCAAGUGGAUAAUGAAAAAAGAGCAAGGUUGCUUCAGUUUGUGACAGGCACGUGCAGAGUGCCCGUAGGAGGCUUUGCUGAACUGAUGGGCUCAAAUGGACCACAGCGUUUUUGUAUUGAAAAGGUUGGCAAAGAUACGUGGCUGCCGCGGUCACACACCUGUUUCAACAGACUCGAUCUACCGCCUUAUAAAAGUUAUGAACAGUUAUGCGAGAAAUUAAAUUAUGCUAUUGAAGAAACUGAAGGAUUUGGACAAGAGUGAAUAUAUUAUACUAUUUUUAGAAUUAGACAAAUAAUGUAAAUUAUUAGCACAUUAAUAUAAUUGCACCACCUCAAUUAGAGGCAUUAUUCACCAAUGGAAUUGGUGCUGUCCUUCAAGACCAACCAAAUAAUUGUAUCAAUAUUUUCUCAUUUAACUGUGCAGUACUCGCUCAGCAAAAACAUACUUGUGAUCAUGUCUCCAAAUGCGCUAUUCACGUAAUAAUUAAAUGGCGUUUGAUGUCUUUUUACCAUGGCACUAAUAUUAUUGUUCUACUAGUAAAACACAUGAAAUGUUUAUAGUCUCUUAUAUAGUGGAAGUAUUUGCAUAUUUUAUUUCAUUUGACUUACUAGUAGGCAACUGAUAGCGGCAAUACAGUGACGAAUUUACCCAUGUGUUGUGUUGCAACUGUCAUAUUAGCUGCAUAUUAAUAAUAGUGAGUAGCAGUCAAGUGGCACGGGCUUAUGUUAAAAUCGCGCCUGCAGAAGUGUUAUACAAUAAUAUUAUAAUUAUGUAGAUAUGUCUAGAAUACUAUUCAAUUAUAUAAGAAAUAUUUUUUUUAAAUUAGGUGGAUUCUCCAGGUACUAGCGAUUAAUAAAUUUGUUUUAGAUAAAUUAUUAAAAAUAAAUUGUAUUACCAAUGAUGUAAUAAUUCGGAAGGGUUUCUAAUACAUAUGUAAGAUGUAAUUAAUGAUAAUAGAUGGCAUGUAUGAACAUAAAAAUAUGCAAAUAAAUGAUACUGGAAUUAAUUCUAAGGCGCCAUUCCUUAAACCUAAUUCUAAAAUAAAAAUUUCAAUUAGAUACAUUUUGUUAAAAACCAAUAACUAAAAUGUAUAAAUUUAAAACUAUUGUUAAUAUUUGUUUCGAUUCAUAGAGAUGUUGCUGUUUGUCUGAUGUUGACAAUAUUUUAAAUAAUCAAAUUUAAAAAGACACUAAAUGCCAAUUAACAUUUGAUGAUAUAAAGACUUGUCUAUUUAUGUAUAAGUAGGUGGUUAUUAGAUUUUAUUGUAAAUAAUAUGCUACAUUAUACAUUGUAUCAAUUAAUGAUAUCAAUUUUUUUCAAACUAGUGUUAAUAUCCAAUAAUAGAGUCUCUGAAUUUAUUUUGCCUGAAAAAAAAAACUUAUAUUUCCAAAAACAAAAAUUAACGUAAAAAAGAACAAUGUAUAUCUGUAGUAACGAUACAUUGUACAAGCUAUGCACAUACCUAUUAUUACGUAAUGUCGUUGGUUACAUGCAUAUUUUACACACACAUAUAUAUAUAUAUAUAUAUAUAUAUAUAUAUAUAUAUAUAUAUAUAUGUUUGUGUGUGUGCGUGUGUGUGUAUAUAGUAAUAUAUUUGUUAGGAACAAAAAUUUGUGAGACCAUAUUAUUGAAUACUAACACUGGUGUUAAGAGACAGAUUUCGUUAAUCAUCAGUGUAUGUUUCGGCUAUAAAAUUCUGAAAAUUUAAUAAAUUAACUUUUAUUACAACAUUCAUUGUAUUGAUUGUAUAAACUGCGACACAUGUACCUGUUUGUUUGAAGAGUUCUUUAACUUCAAAUAAUUUACUCUCAUAUGUAUUAAAGUGAAUUGAAGUUUUUACUUUGACAUAAGAAUUGAAAAUAUGUUUUUUUUAAAUAACUAUAUAUAUAUAUAUAUAUAUAUAUAUAUAUAUAUAUAUAUAUAUACAUUUCGUUUAUAAAUCCUUAUUAUUAGCAAAAAUUUCAAAUUCUAAGUACCAGUAUGUGUUCUGUUUAUUUUUCCUUAUAUAUUGUCAACCUCUUAAAAGACGUUUUAAAUUUGUUAAAAAAAAUUAUGAGCUACCAAAUAUGGGAUUGAAUUCAACUCUUCAAACUUGUUCGUUUUUUUUAUAAAUAGAUAGGUAUUUAUUUAUGAGCUAAUAACUGGAGGUUUCGCACUAUAUUUAACAAAGUUAAUUUACGAAGUUUUAAUAAAUAAAAGUUAUAUGUUG
Messenger RNA from Galleria mellonella (greater wax moth), 5000 nucleotides. It is a transcript of the gene Su(dx), whose product is annotated as E3 ubiquitin-protein ligase Su(dx)-like. Gene Ontology annotation, biological process: ubiquitin-dependent protein catabolic process. NCBI's taxonomy places the organism in Eukaryota, Metazoa, Arthropoda, Insecta, Lepidoptera, Pyralidae. The record is from RefSeq and is a predicted model, not a curated record. Gene Ontology annotation, molecular function: ubiquitin protein ligase activity; protein binding. The coding region runs from base 302 to 3052 and encodes 916 amino acids. The transcript is spliced from 13 exons.